AUGGAAGAAGCAGCCGGUUGUCCUCCCGGAAGCGAUCUCUCCAUCGAUACUAUCUCUAACACUGCCCGCUGCUGCCCCACUACGAUGGCUUGGGACGGCGAAGUCUGUGUUAUUGGAACCUAUUUCAAUGGCAAAUGUCCCCCAGGUUUCACUCAAGCCGGCAAGAAAUGCCAGAAGCAAGCGACAAAGUUACCUGAAUGUCCCCCCGGCUCGACGAUGAAUGGCAGGUUCUGUGCCUCAACCGAGCUCCCUGAAUGCCCUCCUGGCCACAUUCUAGAAGGAACCAUCUGUUCCGUCAUCGAGAAGCCCGAAUGUCCUCCCGAAUUGACACUCGCUGGUGAGAACUGUAUUUCCACUGUCUCAGUUAGUUGCCCUACUGGAACCAGGUUCGAGAGAGGCAUGUGUAUCAGUAUUUCCCAACCCGUCUGCGAGGAUGGAUUCACCUUCGACAGCACCAAAUGCAUCUCCAACACCCGUAUUCCCGAAUGUCUCGAAGAGGGCAGCACUUUCGACGGCGAGGAGUGUGUCACUCCCCACUUUCCCACCUGCCCUGACGAUACAGUCUUCGAUGGCACUCGCUGCAUCUCCACUAUCACCCCCGUCUGUAGCCCUGAGUUCAUUCCCAAUGGUGAGGGCGAAUGUAUCACAACCUCUAUCCCUCAGUGCAAGCCAGGCUCUUCUUUGGUUGCUGGCAGCUGCAUCGUUGAAAUUCCCACCUGUCUGAAAGGAACAAUCUUCGAUGGCAAGCAGUGCAUCAGCCCCAAGGACCUCGAAUGCCCACCUGAUCACAAGUUGAGCAACGGGAGGUGCAUCAGUUUGGUUAGCAUUGACUGUGAACCUGGUUACACCCUGUUAAACGGCGAAUGUAUCUCCGAAAACAAACCAGAGUGUCCUACUGGAACCACCUUCGACGGCGAGGUCUGUCUUGGCUCCAUACCCGAAUGUAAUGAAGGAAUGGUAUUUGAUGGCGAGGACUGCGCAUAUCCCGAAGAACCCAGCUGCCCCUCAGGAAUGAGAUUUAAUGGCAAAGGUGUGUUGCUGAGGACCAGCCUGGUUGCCAGGCUGGCAAUGUCUUCGACAAAAAGUGCAAAAAGUGCGUAG
Botrytis deweyae is the source of this 1101-nucleotide messenger RNA. RefSeq lists its product as uncharacterized. The coding region runs from base 1 to 1101 and encodes 366 amino acids. The record is from RefSeq and is a predicted model, not a curated record. NCBI's taxonomy places the organism in Eukaryota, Fungi, Ascomycota, Leotiomycetes, Helotiales, Sclerotiniaceae. The transcript has a single exon.